This is a messenger RNA of Pyrus x bretschneideri (Chinese white pear), 2221 nucleotides long. Its product is annotated as folylpolyglutamate synthase. The transcript is spliced from 15 exons. Bases 149 to 1831 code for a protein of 560 amino acids. Gene Ontology annotation, molecular function: ATP binding; tetrahydrofolylpolyglutamate synthase activity. The record is from RefSeq and is a predicted model, not a curated record. Gene Ontology annotation, cellular component: cytoplasm; mitochondrion; cytosol. Gene Ontology annotation, biological process: tetrahydrofolylpolyglutamate biosynthetic process. NCBI's taxonomy places the organism in Eukaryota, Viridiplantae, Streptophyta, Magnoliopsida, Rosales, Rosaceae.
UUGCUAAUCCAUCACGUCACCAUGUCUUUGUUCCUUAUAUUUUCAACCUUUCAACCCCAAUCCCUUAAUCUUUUAGCGCUUAAAUACUCACCUUCUAUACAUAUUACUCUCCCUUCGAUUCAGAUCUAAACCAACCACUCCGCUCGCCAUGGUGGAAGCAGGCGGCAAUGGCUCCUCGGCGCCGCCUCCGGCAACUCCCUACGAGAAGGCAUUGGCCGCUCUAUCCUCCUUGAUCACCAAACGCAGUCGUGCCGACAAGAGCAACAAGGGCGACCGCUUCGACCUCCUCUUCGACUAUCUCACAAUUCUGGAGUUGGAGGAGCCAAUUGCACAGAUGAAGAUUAUUCACGUUGCUGGCACCAAAGGCAAGGGAUCCACCUGCACCUUCACAGAGUCGAUAUUACGCCAUUGCGGUUUUCGCACUGGACUUUUCACGUCUCCUCAUCUCAUUGAUGUUCGAGAAAGAUUUCGGUUGGACGGUGUGGACAUCAAUGAAGAGAAAUUUUUAGCAUAUUUCUGGUGGUGUUUCGAGAGACUUGAGGAAAAAGCUACUGACGAUAUACCAAUGCCUACCUACUUUCGCUUCCUUGCCUUGCUUGCCUUCAAAAUAUUUGCAGAAGAACAGGUAGACGUUGCUAUCUUGGAGGUUGGGUUAGGCGGUAGGUUUGAUGCAACAAAUGUGGUUCAGGCACCUGUUGUCUGUGGUAUAUCUUCCCUCGGAUAUGACCACAUGGAGAUUCUUGGAAAUACUCUGGGAGCAAUUGCGGGGGAGAAGGCUGGAAUCUUCAAGUCUAGGGUUCCUGCCUUGACUGUGCCUCAACCUGAUGAAGCAAUGCAUGUACUGGAAGAGAAGGCUUCUCGGUUGGAUGUACCCCUUCAACUCGUACGACCGUUGGAUCCUAAUAUGCUGAAUGGCUUAAAACUUGGGCUUGAAGGCGAGCACCAGUAUGUUAAUGCUGGUCUUGCUAUUGCACUGUCCUCUACCUGGCUCCAGAGGACCGGUCACCUUGAAUACCCUGAACAUAGUACUUCUCUGCCGGAGCAAUACAUAAAAGGACUAACUGCUAAAGUCAGUUUACAAGGACGGGCUCAAAUAGUCCCUGAUCGCUUUAUUAACAGCGAAAGCCCUGAAGAUCUCGUGUUUUAUUUGGACGGUGCACAUAGCCCAGAAAGCAUGGAAAUAUGCGCAAGAUGGUUUUCUCAUUCUGUUCAGCCACCCGGUACUUCUAGAUCAUCACAUGAUUGGGUACAGAGGCACCCUAUUGAAACAGUCAGGAAGAAUUCAGAACAGGUAGACGCUUUAUUUUACAAGCCUUGGAGAUAUUCAUUUUCCUCUUGCUGUUACCAAGAAAAAUACGUUGAUAAACACUUGCAGAUAUUGCUGUUUAAUUGUAUGUCAGUGAGGGAUCCUCAGUUGCUUCUUCCGAACCUGAUGAAAACAUGUGCUAGUCACGGUGUCUACUUCAAGAAGGCUCUGUUUGUACCAAACACAUCAGUGAAUCACAAGGUCGGAUCGCAUUCCUUGCCUCCGACUGAUUCUCAGGUGGAUUUGUCGUGGCAGUUCGCUCUUCAAAAAGUGUGGGAAAAUUUAAUGAUGUGUAACAAAGGAGGCGAUGACAAUAGCGCAGGCACUGUUCGUGAAGAACUAACAGAUGAUAAGGAAAUCGCUGUCAAAAGUUGUGAAAAUAGUGCAGUUUUUCCAUCUCUCCCGUCAGCUAUACAAUGGCUCAGGGACAGUGUCCGGCAAAGUAAAUCUGUUCGUUUUCAGCAGGUCCUUGUAACUGGUUCAUUACAUCUUGUUGGCGAUGUGUUGAGAUUCAUCAAGAAAUGAGGCGUAGUACAAAGCUGAAGCCUCCUAUUUGCAAGUCUGUCGAACUUCAAGAUUUUCUGUAUUCGCGUGGGAAAAGCCAUGAACGGUUCUAAUUUCCCAUGGACUCCGAGGUGGUUAAGUGCCGACUGCCUCAACGUGCUUCUGCUACAUGUUGUACGUUCUCAACUGCGACAUAUUUCGCGUCGGUGUUUCUUAGCGGCUACAAUUUAAACAAGAUACCGGCUUAAAAUUUAUGCCGGCGUUUUGUUUGAGGGUGGGGCUAUUUUCCUCACCCCUGUAUCGCUAUAACAACACGACCUUGUUGAGACGUUUCAAUUCUUUGUCGACGGAUUUGUUUGUAUGAAAGACAAUAAUAUCUGCAAUUUCAGUCAUGCUUUUCAGAAAAUCAAA